AUGGCACCCUCGAAGGCGGAAUCCUUGAUUGAUGUCACCGAAAUAUUUGUUGAGCUGACCUCCGCAGAAGACGAAGACGCCGGAUUUGGUGGAUGUGAGGCACGGCAGAAGCUAGAGCGCAAGCUCCUACGCAAGAUCGACUCGCGCAUGUCUAUUCUGAUAGUCAUAUAUAUGCUGAACUACAUGGAUCGUAACAAUAUCGGCGCAGCACGGCUACGGGGACUAGAGACGGACCUGGGUUUGCAAGGCCAAGAGUUUGCGACCCUCUUGUCCAUACUAUAUGCCGGUUACAUGAUCAUGCAAGUACCCUCGAAUAUGUUUCUCAACCAUAUCGGCAAGCCAUCCAUAUACCUGCCCACCAGCAUGGUGAUUUGGGGCAUUAUCUCCAUCCUGACAGGAAUCACUAAAGACUUCGUCAGCGCACUCCUCGCUCGCUUUUUCCUAGGCUUCGUCGAAGCAGUGUUCUUUCCUGGCGCCCUAUUUCUCCUCAGUAAAUGGUACAAGCGCAAUGAGCUGGGCACGCGCAUCGCUCUGCUGUAUUGCGGCAACAUCACGUCGAACGCAUUCGGCGCGCUCAUGGCUUCAGGUAUUCUCGACAGCAUGGACGGCAAGCUCGGACAGGCCGCGUGGCGGUGGCUUUUCUACAUCGAGGGCUCGCUUACCAUCUUCGUGGCCCUCUGCGCCAUGUUCAUCCUCCCCGACUUCCCAUCUACUACGCGCUGGUUAAGCGAGGGGGAGCGCCGCCUAGCGAUGAGGCGCAUGGAAGAGGACGCGGGCGUAGGAGACGAAGGCGAGACCGAGGAGGGCGGGCACUUGAUCGGGCUGCGACUGGCCCUGCGGGACUGGAAGGUAUGGUGGAUGGCCCUGGUGAUGACAAGCUUCAACGUCACUUUGAGCUUCACUACAUACUUCCCCACGCUGAGUGCUACGAUGGGCUUCAAUCCGACCGUCACGUUGCUCCUCUGCGCCCCACCAUUCAUCUUGACUGGGAUCAUAACAUUCGCCCUCUGCAGGAAUUCGGAUGCGAUAGGCGAGAGGUUCUGCCAUGCUACAAUACCGCUCCUCUUCGGGAUCGUCGGCUUUGUUAUCGCUGUGUGCACGAUGAACACUGCUGCACGCUACGUCUCGUUAUUCCUCAUGGCGCAGUCGUACGCUGGCUAUGUCGUUGUCACCACUUGGAUCAGCAACUCGUUCCCCCGCCCCCCGUCCAAGCGUGCGGUAGCGCUGGCUUUCAUCAACGCCUUCUCAUCUUUCGGGAAUGUGGCUGGAUCGUACGUGUGGCCAAGCACAUGGGGGCCGACCUAUCGCAAAUCAUGCGGGAUUUGCAUAACGACGGCAGGCUGCGUGGUUGUGAUGUGCUACAUCUUCAAGCUGUACCUCGAACGCCUGAACCGGGAGUUGGCCGAGGAUGAGAGGCGGAAGGGUGCAGAGGAUAGAGGAUUCCGCUAUCUGACGUGA
Molecule: messenger RNA, 1458 nt
Organism: Dichomitus squalens LYAD-421 SS1
Lineage: Eukaryota; Fungi; Basidiomycota; Agaricomycetes; Polyporales; Polyporaceae
Product: sugar transporter
Exons: 9
Coding region: 1-1458 (485 amino acids)
Biological process (GO): transmembrane transport
Cellular component (GO): membrane
Molecular function (GO): transmembrane transporter activity
Source: RefSeq, a predicted model, not a curated record